ACAUCAUCAUCAUCGUCAACGACCGGGGCAGGGGGAGGAGGAGGGGAGGGGUCGUAAAGACGAUACUGUCCCUGCCGCUACUGUGAACUAUUUGGAAACAAUGGGCCUCCUCCGGUGCCGACCAGUCACAACUUCACGAAGCAGAGAGACAAGAUGAGGCAUAAACUGGAGGAGAAGAGGAGAGAGAAGGAACUAAACAGACCCUACAAUCCCCAACACAACUGCAGUGAGACUGACUCUCGGCCACUGGAUGAACUACUUGCCUUUAUUGAGGGAGAUGAGGAGGGAGAAGGGGGUGGAGUCUCGUCCGUCUCCAUGACUACUAACAACACCUCCAAGCCUGGAAAGAAAAAGAAAAAGACGAAAAAGAUUCUCGUAAUUCAUUCCUUCCAUUUGCUUGCUAAUUCCAUUCCUAUCUACAGUUCCCUAACAACCGUCACUCCCGGCAACAAC
This is a messenger RNA of Geodia barretti, 453 nucleotides long. The record is from the annotation of a GenBank genome assembly. NCBI's taxonomy places the organism in Eukaryota, Metazoa, Porifera, Demospongiae, Tetractinellida, Geodiidae.